Messenger RNA from Phacochoerus africanus (Common warthog), 4788 nucleotides. RefSeq names its product G protein-coupled receptor 174 (gene GPR174). Gene Ontology annotation, cellular component: membrane. The record is from RefSeq and is a predicted model, not a curated record. Gene Ontology annotation, biological process: positive regulation of Rho protein signal transduction; phospholipase C-activating G protein-coupled receptor signaling pathway. The transcript is spliced from 5 exons. Gene Ontology annotation, molecular function: G protein-coupled receptor activity. Lineage: Eukaryota; Metazoa; Chordata; Mammalia; Artiodactyla; Suidae. Bases 1005 to 2006 code for a protein of 333 amino acids.
GCUGUAUGUACAGCUCAAAGAAGCAAAGUGGUAGCCCUGCAUCAUUAAUCAGAGAGAGAGAGAGCAAGAGAGAAAGCAAGAGCAAGAUCAAGCUGCCCCCUAGAAAACGGAAAUGUUCAGUGUUCACAGAGCGGCUGGCAUAUUUAACUCUGACAUUACACUACCAUGUUUUCCAUCAUGGUAGUAGUUAGAACAGGGAGCUGGAAUUGAUGCAUAGAUCAGUAGCGUCUUUGUUGGAGUGGAUGUUGUGUAAAUACUUUGGAGCUCUCUGGAGAAAACGUAAAAGGAUUGAAACGGCAUGAAUGAACUAAACCAUGAAGAUUCCUCAUGGCUUAUUCAGGAGGCUCUAUGGCUCUGAUUAAAGAAUUUCACCAGCACUGGAGCAAACAGCAGGUUUUGGAAAACAGUGCCUUUUCUACGCACUUUCCAUGCUUGCUCUGCCUUUGUUUCUCAAAUUUUAAUUUCCGACACAUAACUGAAAAAAAAUCCCAGAAAGCUGACCCAUCCAAGUUAAUCACCUCUGAAGAGUUGUGGACCCACUGAGUGCUAAAGCAAACCUUUCUUAUAUGUGAGCCAAAAAAAAAAAAAAAAAGAAAAAGAAAAACAGCCUGCCAACCACUGGUAAAGAGAUGGCUAUCAUCAUAUGGGAAUUUGAAGAGCUUCUAUAUGGCACAUUCAUGAUUGAAAUGGGAGAGGAUCAACUGUCAUGAUGUCCCCAAAGACCAUUUAACUGAGUAAACAAGAAAGGAAAAUUAUAAAGACUUGUCAGCUAUGCUUGCACAUGAGACUUCCAUAAAGUUACUAUAGACAAAUCUAAAAUAAAUAUGCUGAUAAUUCUUUGAAAACCCCCCAAAUCAUGGAUAGUCUCAGACCAAUGCAGUAAAAAAGAGGUUAUUCUAUUCUCAAUCUCUCCAACCCAUCAAUGACCAGUCUUUUAGAAAGAGCAGCUGUAGAUUAUAAAUCAGAACCAACAUUUGGUAAAGAUAGUUUCUCUGGAAAGAAACAUGUCUGCUAAUGAUACAUGUCCUGGGACAGAUGGAGCAAAUACAGAUUUUCGAUACUUUAUCUAUGCAGUGACAUACACUGUCAUUCUUGUGCCAGGUCUCAUAGGAAACAUAUUAGCCUUGUGGGUAUUUUAUGGCUAUAUGAAAGAAACCAAAAGGGCUGUGAUAUUCAUGAUAAAUCUAGCCAUUGCUGACUUACUACAGGUCCUCUCCUUGCCAUUGAGGAUCUUUUACUAUUUGAAUCAUGACUGGCCCUUUGGGUCUGGCCUUUGCAUGUUUUGUUUCUACCUUAAAUAUGUCAACAUGUAUGCAAGCAUCUAUUUCUUGGUCUGUAUAAGUGUGCGAAGAUUUUGGUUUCUCCUAUACCCCUUUCGCUUCCAUGACUGUAAACAGAAAUAUGACCUGUACAUCAGCAUUGUUGGCUGGCUGAUAAUCUGCCUUGCCUGUCUGCUAUUUCCCCUCCUCAGAAGCAGUGAUGACACUCCUGGCAACAAAACCAAAUGCUUUGUGGAUCUUCCUACCAGGAAUGUCAAUUUGGCCCAGUCUGUUGUCAUGAUGACCAUUGGAGAGUUGAUUGGGUUUGUUACCCCUCUUCUGAUAGUCCUAUAUUGUACCUGGAAGACAGUUUUAUCACUGCAAGAUAAAUAUCCUGUGGCCCAAGACCUUGGAGAGAAAAAGAAAGCCUUGAAGAUGAUUCUAACCUGUGCAGGUGUUUUCCUAAUUUGCUUUGCACCUUAUCACUUCAGUUUUCCUUUAGAUUUCUUGGUCAAGUCCAAUGAAAUCAAAAGCUGCCUAGCCAGAAGGGUGAUUAUAAUAUUUCAUUCUGUUGCCUUAUGUCUUGCUAGUCUGAAUUCUUGCCUUGACCCGGUCAUAUACUACUUCACCACUAAUGAGUUCAGAAGACGACUUUCAAGACAAGAUUUGCAUGAUAAUAUAAAACUCCAUGCAAAAUCAUUUGUGAGCAACCAUAUCACUUCUACUCUGAGAAAUGAAGUAUGUUAGAUGGAAAAAAAUCUGAAUGUGGGCUAAAAUGUAAGAAUAUCAGAACAGAUUUGCAUACCCCAAGCCACUGGGCAGUAAUCACUGGAAGAACUCACAGCUUUUUAGGUAUGCUAUAUCUUACCUAUAUGACAAAUUCACAUCUUCAUAAUACAGCCUAUGUAGAUGUGGAGAUAUCCAUGUAGUAAUUUGUCCUCAAGUCUUUAGGACUAUAAAAUUUCAGUGACAUCCUAUGCACAUGCUCUCAACUAUGGUCAGCAGUUUUAUCUUUGAACCUAGGACACAGAGAUACUAUUAGCUUGGAGUCAUUUUAAGCGCUUAGUUUUGUUACAAUGGUCACUGUGUUUCUUUGUAUUUAGAGGCAAUGUAGUUGUCUCUUUAUACUAGUAAUCACAGUUUAUAUCAAAAUAUCAUAUUUUAGUUGCCUUUGAGUAGGAUGGACAGUAUAUCAUUCUGUGAAGAUAAAUGUUAUAAACAUUGGACUCUUUUUUAUCUCCCAUAUGUGAUUACACUCCAGGGUUUGAAGACUAGAGUAGCUAUUUCCUUCAUUUCAGAGUCAGUAUGAAAAAUCAUUUGUCACAUCUAUUAUUAGAAUGGAAAAUAUGAACUCAGGCCUCUGGUAUGUUUAAAGUAAGAACAAGAAACAAAUUCGCAUACUCUCUAUGACUGUAUAAAAUGCCAUAUUUAAUCUACCCAUGGAAGGUGGUUCAACAAAUGAGGCUCAAAUUGUCUCUAAGGGUCCAGGAGAAAGCAAAUAGGUGAUAAUCAUAGUUUUGGUUCUCUUAAAUGAUAUCUAAAGAACACCUCUGGAGAUAUAUGGAUCUGCCUAGUAGGAGAAAUGUCCACCAUGCUUCUAGAGUGACACUGAGGUACCUCUGACAUGUUAUUGCAAUUUCUGAGCCUAUGGAAAAAGUAAUGCACUAGGUUUAGUCCAUAGCAAAAAAAUGAAAUUAUUUCUUAACUUUAAUUUAGGUGGCAACUGUCAAGCUAUAUUCACAAGCCAGAUUAAGGUUUGGAGGCAGCUAGGCAUGUGGACCCUAGAGUCUUUAGUAAUAUUUAUGGUCCAAGUUUGCCCCAGUCAUAUGAUUCUAAGGCCGACACAUCCUUCCUCCCAGCAUCUGGGGAAGUCAAUUCUUUCCCCUUUUGAGAAAAGUAUAGACAAUUAAUUUUGGCCACAAUGGACACCCGUUACAAUGCCUUACCGGCUACAAUUUAGUACUAAUAUGCAGGAAACAGGAGUAGUAACUAAACUUGGGGCCUUAAAUAUUAGAAUACCUUGAAACAUGUUUUAGCAAAAAUCUUUAACUUUUAAACCAUGCUCUAAUUAAAAUCUGUGUGCUAUAUAAUGAAGAAACAUUCUAUUUUUUAUCUGGAACAAAUGUGAAAAUCAAAAAAGAGCUCCAUAAUGUUUAUAGGAAGGGAAUUGAUUUAGUCACACUGUUGUGAUACCAAUAUGUUUAGGGAAAAACUGGUGAAAUCAAAAUGAAUUCUAAUAUCUAAGAUGAGUGGAAAUUUUUAUAAUGUUUUCUCUCAAUAAGUGGUGAUUUUGUUUGUACUUUGUUAUUAAAAAAUACCCUAUUAGAAGACUGACUUUGUGCUGCUAGCAGUAGUGUAUGUAUUUAUCUUCUAAUUAUUCAUUGUAAGGUAUGUAUUUUGAUGUGUUAAGUGAGUUCUAAGUGAGUGUUAUUUUUUUUCUUAAAUGGGUAACUGUAACUAUGCCUGGUCUGUUUGCUUUAAUUUGUGUUUGAAUAAAAUUUGGUAUUGUAACAGGAUGGGAAGUAAUAAUUUUGUGGGUAAUUGUAAUGAAAGAGACUUAUCUAUACUGUAUGUUUUUACCACUUUUUAGAUUAACAUGAAUUAUACUUCUUAGGAUCAUUUUGGAAACCAAUGUUGUAAUUUCAGAAACAUAAUAAUUUCUCUUUAAAAACAUCUUUUUUUUUGAGGGGAGGGAAAUAUUUCCAGGAGAUUACUGAAUGUCUUAGAGAAGAUCUUGAGGUUCUAGCCUAACAUUUCAGAUAGCCCUUGAAAAUAAUUUAUAGCAUUUGAGGAAAGGACAGAGAGCACAAGUGUCCAGUAUUCUUAUACUGCUUAGCUAGGACCUCCCCUUCUCUUUAGGCCUGCCCAUCUAAGUUUGUAUUCAGUGCUGUGAUUUACUUUAUCAGCCCCAUCUCCCCACAAUAUGUUUUGUAUUCUGUCCUAUUCUCAUGUUCUAGUCAGUAAUCUGAUAAAUUUAUUCACACUAAAUACUAGUGAUUAACGUUAGCUUAAUAUUUAUUUGCCGAGGAAUAUCUGAAUUCUAGGCCUUAGGGAUAAACUUUAACUCAAAAUAUAAACCCCUCGCUUUUAAUGGAGGGAUGAAAGACACUGAAGCAGACUGGAAAGACACUGGAAGAUAUUUUGAAGAAAGUGGAUUUUACAGCAGUGUCUUUCAGAUUACAUGUAGUAAGAGAUCAUCUACUUUGCUUACCAUAAUGGGGAUGCUAAAUUCUAAGAAAUAUAUCUUACAAGACAGCUGUUAGUUUCUCAGAUCUCUGCUGGUUUUAUUUUUUCUUCUUGACUUUUUCUCCUUCCAACUCUGGACCUGAUUUCUAGGGAAGAGUAUAAACUAGAAGAGAAGUACUGUUGCAGCUGCCAUCUGGACAACAGCUUCCUGAGUGUGCCUUUCCUUGGAGAAUCUUCCAUUUGUCACUCUGUGGUUUUAAUGAAAAAAGUAAAACCCUCAAAAAGUGUAACACUCUUAACUGCAGUAAUAUGCAAUUAAAGAUAAAUAAACUUAUAUUUCCUA